AGCGAGGUACUAAUAGCAUGCCAGUGUCAACAAGGUCUCAGAUCAUCAACAACCCAGGACAGAAUGAGCCAAAUCAAGACAACAGAACCAGACCCAAGACAGAUCAAGAAGAGACCCACAUGGCUCACCCAUUGAGAAACCCACACCAUGGACUGAAAGAGAAAAUGAAAGCUUUGACCCUCUUGUAUGAGCAGCAAAAACAAGCCUCUGCUUCUGUCAAGGACCCUUCUUUCAAAUCCGAAGAGUCAAGAUUUUCAACUCAUCCGAGCAUAGACCUUCUUAGUUCUGGCAAAAGAGCAGAAUCAAAACCCAAAGAAUCAAAACCCAUAAGCCAUGUGAUGAGAGAGAACAUAAUGCCUAGUUCCACAGUGACAAGGACUUAUGUGUUGCCACAACCACCAGUGGUGGAGGAUGCUAAGGAGAACGUGGCCGUGGGCGGUGGUGAUCGGAUUGUUGGGUUUUCAUGUCCAAGAAAGGCUAAUAUGUCGAGUACUGUGGCGAGAAAGCUCUCAAUGGGAAGCUCAGUAGUGCCACAGACAGAGCCAAGAGAGAUUGGAGGGACUAACAAGGAGAAUGUGCAAGAAUUGGAUACUAUUUCAGAGAAACCGGGUGUUGGUAAUAGAAUUCUUGUUUUUGUGAGGCUUAGGCCUAUGGCCAAGAAGGAGAGAGAAGCUGGAUCAAGAUGUUGUGUUCGGAUUGUCAACAGGGGUGAUGUUUACUUGACUGAAUUCGCGAGUGAGCACGAUUAUCUGAGGCUAAAGAGGCUUCGUGGGCGGCAUUUUACCUUUGAUGCUUCAUUUCCUGAUUCCACCUCUCAACAGGAAGUCUAUUCCAUGACAACUGCAGAGCUUGUGGAAGCAGUUUUGCAAGGAAGGAAUGGGUCAGUCUUCUGCUAUGGUGCCACGGGAGCUGGGAAGACAUAUACGAUGCUUGGUACUGUGGAGAAUCCAGGGGUUAUGGUAUUGGCUAUAAAGGAUCUUUUCAACAAAGUUAGGCAGAGAAGCUUUGAUGGAAACCAUGUGGUUCAUUUAUCCUAUCUUGAGGUCUAUAACGAAACUGUCAGAGACUUGAUUUCCCCUGGCAGGCCUCUAGUACUUAGAGAAGAUAAACAGGGGAUCGUGGCAGCAGGUCUUACUCAAUACAGAGCUUAUUCUACAGAUGAAGUAAUGGCAUUACUUCAACAAGGAAAUCAAAAUCGGACAACUGAACCAACUCGUGCCAAUGAGACUUCUUCACGUUCCCAUGCUAUUUUGCAGGUUGCGGUUGAAUAUCAAGUCAAAGAUGAGUCGAACAAUGUUGUCAAUCGAGUGGGAAAGCUGUCACUUAUUGACCUUGCUGGUUCAGAGAGAGCUCUUGCUACAGAUCAGAGAACACUUAGAUCACUUGAGGGGGCUAACAUUAAUAGGUCACUCCUUGCACUGAGCAGCUGUAUUAAUGCCCUUGUUGAAGGCAAAAAACAUAUCCCUUACCGUAAUUCGAAACUCACUCAACUGCUAAAGGACUCUCUAGGGGGAGCUUGUAACACUGUAAUGAUUGCCAAUAUCAGCCCAAGCAAUCUCUCAUUUGGCGAAACCCAAAACACCCUUCAUUGGGCUGAUCGAGCAAAAGAGAUCCGAACCAAGGCAUGUCAUGCAAACGAGGAAACAAUGCAAAUACCCCAAUCUGAAACAGAACAAGCUAAGCUAUUACUUGAGUUGCAGAAAGAGAAUCGUGAUUUGAGAAUACAAUUGGCUCGCCAGCAACAAAAGCUUUUAAGUUUCCAAGCAAAUGCCUUGACAGCAAAUGCCUCACCAGCACCUUCAACAGUUUCCUCUGUCUUAUCUCCUCCUCCAUCUUCUGGCCUGCCAAAAGAUAAACGAAAGCCUAGAUCCACCUUCUUGGCUGGGAAUUGUUUCACACCAGAAACAAAGAAAAAAGGUGCAGAAGAGACAGGUAAAGGGCUCAGGCAGACCGUGAAAGCAUUGGAGGCAGAAAUUGAGAAAAUGAAGAAGGAACAUGCAUCACAGAUAAAGCAGAAGGACGAUUUUAUUCGUGAACUUUCACGAAAAGUUUCCAAAGUAGCAGGAGUGGAAGGGGAAGGGUUGAAGAGGGUUGUCACCAGGGCGAGCUUGCGGCCAAAGGAGCCACUUGGGGCUGAGUUGAAGAGCCCAAGUCAUCGGUUCUUGUCUCCUGCACCCACAGCUAAAAAACGGAGCUUUUGGGAUAUAACAACAGUUAACAGCCCAUCAAUUGCCACAUUAAAUGGAAGAAAAACCAGAAGCCAUGUUGCUAAUGAACCUGCAGCAGCUCCCUCCAUGCUUCUUCAGCCAGGUUUUGCUCGUCAAAGGGCCUGAACGUUGAAGCAAUUAAAGAGGAAGUGAAGAAAGCAUAGAGUUUAAACCAGAAGCGAUGGGAACAAAACGUGGUGCCUGCUCACGGCUUUUCUUCCUUGCGACAUUCUCUCUGCUCUGGCUGGUCGAUUGACUGGAAGAAAGACUUAACUUGGUUAGUGGUAUCCUGUUUUCACUGAAUUUGUUUCAUAUAAUUAACCAUGCCCAUAUAGGGAGAUUGUGUAGCGUCUUAUAUCAUUCAAUUAUAUUUUGAUGUAGACGAUAUUCUCAGCAGCAUGUAGAUCCCAUGAGCUAAUCUUUCUAACAGAGUUUAAUUCCCAAUUGUUGGGCCGAUUUGAGAACACAUGAUGAUUGAAGCUGUAUUAUUUCAUUUGUUUUGUUUUUUCUAUCCCAGCAUUUAACAGUCUUCUCUCUCUCUCUCUAACUAUUGAACCAAGGGUGAUUCUAUAUAGAAG
Molecule: messenger RNA, 2785 nt
Organism: Ilex paraguariensis (yerba mate)
Lineage: Eukaryota; Viridiplantae; Streptophyta; Magnoliopsida; Aquifoliales; Aquifoliaceae
Source: the annotation of a GenBank genome assembly